Messenger RNA from Salvia hispanica, 1496 nucleotides. RefSeq lists its product as uncharacterized. NCBI's taxonomy places the organism in Eukaryota, Viridiplantae, Streptophyta, Magnoliopsida, Lamiales, Lamiaceae. The record is from RefSeq and is a predicted model, not a curated record.
ACCAACAUUUGAAAUCUGUUUCAUGAAGAAGUUUUGUUUUAAUGUUGGAGUAAAAGUGUAAAACAAGUGAAAAAUCAGUAUGCUGGAAAAGGAUAGCACUGUCAUUUUCAAACAUCCCCAAUGCUCUCUCUCUUGACUGUUUUGCUGAAAACCAAGCGCAAAUCAUUAUAAUAAAGGCUGCAUAAUUGAAGGCAUGAACUACCAGGAAAAUAUCUGCUGCAUCGGCUAGGGCUCACACUAGAAAGUCCAACAAUAUUGGAAGAAACAACUCCAGAUUCACUUCAAGUUGAUAUGUUUUGACAGAUAUGAUUGCUCAGAUAGCAGUUGGAGUAGUGGUGGGUUGUAUAGGAUAUGCUUAUUUUGCAAUACAGCCUCAGCCUCCUAAAAUAUGUGGCACCCCCGGUGGUCCUCCGGUGACUUCUCCAAGGGUGAAACUUGACGAUGGGAGGCAUUUGGCAUACAAGGAGAGGGGCGUUGCCAAGGAAGAAGCCAAGCACAAGAUAAUAAUUUCCCACGGCUUUGAUGAUUCUAAAGAUUUCAACAUAAAUCUGUCUGAUGAAUUAUUGAAGGAGUUAGGUAUUUACAUCCUGUCAUUCGACCGUGCUGGUUAUGGUGACAGUACUCCUAACCCUGCAAGGUCAGUGAAAAGUGAUGCAUUUGAUAUCCAAGAGUUGGCUGACAAGUUGGGUCUUGGGCCCAAGUUUUAUGUUGUUGGCGUGUCGAUGGGAGCUUAUCCGACUUACGGCUGCCUUAAGUACAUCCCGCACAGGUUAUCAGGAGUUGCACUCGUAGUUCCCUUUGUUCAUUACUGGUGGAAGGGUGUACCUGCUAAACUAUUAAAAGAAGCCUUGGGGAGGCUGCCUGUUCCAGACCAGUGGACAUUUCGAGUAGCACAUUACGCCCCUUGGCUUUGCAACUGGUGGAUGACCCAAAAAUGGUUCACAAAUUUAAGCAUCAUGCAAGGGAUUCUUGAUGUUUUCAGCCGAUCCGACCUAGAAAUUAUCAAGCAGCUUUCUGCAACUCCUAAGGAGGGUCAGGAGAAAGUGCGGCAGCAAGGUGUUCAUGAAUGUUUACACCGCGACUUAAUGGUGGGUUUCAGAAACUGGGAAUUCGGUCCCAUGGAUAUCAGUGAUCCUUUCCCUAAUAAGGAUGGGUCAGUUCAUCUUUGGCAAGGAUAUGAAGAUAAGUACAUUCCAUACAAGGUGAACCGGUAUUUAUCAGAACAACUCCCAUGGAUUAAAUAUCAUGAGGUUCCUGAUACUGGCCAUCUUUUGCUAUACAAUGCCACACUCUGUGAAGCCGUUUUUAGGGCCCUUGUGUCAUCAUAAUAAUUGACAUCCGAAAAUGAAGCUCUCUUUUCAUUUUGAUUUCUGGUUUUCUGUGAUUUUGAGCGGCUGGCAACAUAUACAGUAUAUUAUGAUGGCAUGUAUGUUUAAAUAUGUAGAUACUUUUCGAUCAACAAAUAAUACUCAAUACUUAUGAUACAUUACAACUCA